AUGCACCAAAAAAGAGGACAAAAUGAUCCCCGAAGUAAUUAUCACUCCGGAGCCAACAUCUCUCAAAAAAAAAAGCUGAAGGGCAACAACCAAAUGAUUAAAAUCAACAGAAUACAGGCAAAUUUCCAAACCACCCCCAACUACACUAACUAUAGCAGCUCAGGAACAGAAGGGAUCAACACACCAAUAAGAGACUCCACCCUAACAUUCCAGAACCAACGAGCAAUCUGGACCCCCUCCAAUACCUCACGGCUACCAAAGGAAAAAGGAUCCCCCAAGAUAAGCCGAAAGGAAAAAACCCAGCAAAUCACCGCAAAUUCCAACAAAAAGAAUCCGAACAUAAAAGAUAGGGGAGUGAAGAAGUCUACCAAAAAGCCAAGGAGAAAAGAAUGUCAACAACUGUAA
This is a messenger RNA of Plasmodium inui San Antonio 1, 405 nucleotides long. RefSeq lists its product as hypothetical. The transcript has 2 exons. Lineage: Eukaryota; Apicomplexa; Aconoidasida; Haemosporida; Plasmodiidae. Bases 1 to 405 code for a protein of 134 amino acids. The record is from RefSeq and is a predicted model, not a curated record.